AUGUCAAGGACCCCCUUGACUUGCAUGCAUCAUGGGCCGAACAAUGAAGAGGUGGACUGUGUAAUGGAUGACGAAGUGAAUUUGAAGGGAUAUAGUGAUACCUGUGGAGAUCCUCUUCAAGCCAACUUCACCUUUGCAGUAAGUGGCCUGGUACCAUUUCACCUACGGCUGCACUUGGCUGUGGAAUAUCAGGGCCACACAGAGAAGCCAUCAGAGACCUCAGGAAAAUCAGGUUCAGCCAAUCCAACAGAUACUCUUGUGCAGCACACUGUGAUUCCUCCAACA
Molecule: messenger RNA, 285 nt
Organism: Darwinula stevensoni
Lineage: Eukaryota; Metazoa; Arthropoda; Ostracoda; Podocopida; Darwinulidae
Source: the annotation of a GenBank genome assembly